UACAAUGUUUCAUUUCUUGCACUGAAGCAACCGAAAGAGCGGAGCUGAAGAAGACAUGGUAGAAUUCUUGAGGAGGGGGUUUUGCUGGGUUGCAUAGCUUCUAGAGUGAGAAAAGUUGUAUCCAGAAGUUUAUGAGCGAGUUAGGGAUUGAUUCAACAAUAAACAUGGAUCCCAAAAGCGGAGUGAUUGUUACAAAAGAAAGGGAAUGGAUGACGAGAAUAGAGAAUCCGUUUACUUUGAAAGUGGGUCAAGUAUUCACUGGCUUUGGAAUCGGCUGUGGCAUCGGCAUUGGUGUUGGUCGCCCUUUAAACCUUGGUGCAAUACCAAUGAUAAGCCAAGUUAUGGUUGCCACUAGAGGUGCGACGGAUGCUUUCUCUGGUGUCGGAAGGCAUGUUAAUAACUCUUUGCGGCAUUUGGGGGUUAAGAACAUUGAAGCUGGUAUUGGCUGUGGAAUAGGUUUUGGUCAUGGCUUUGGUAUUGGUCUUGCUGUGAAGCCGGGAGUGGUACAUCAGAUUCAAUCAUCUCUCGCUCAACUUGCGGCAAAAGCUAUGAUGAAGCUUGGAAUGGCUCCCAACUUGUCUGUUGGUCAAGGCAUUGUUCCAAAAUCUAUUCAAACUGGCAUGGGGGUGGUGAGUGAGACCUCGACUCACAAUCCUUUGGGAAAUGUAAUGCCGGUACAGCCGAAAGUCCUAGAGAAUUUCAUGCCUAAAGACGGGAAUUCAAGUUUUUUCUCUUCUAAUGAAACUUCAGAUUUGGAAAAGAAUCCUUUAAGGAGUUUAAGCACAUCGUAUAGCAGCCGAACAGAAAAUGUUAUCAGCAAUUUUUUGCAGACUCCACUCUUUAAAGGUGGAGAGAACGAGGCUAAUGAGCUGACUGAGCGCCUAAGGUCAGAGAACAACUUGCUUCACCUGGUGUUGAAACACCAAAAAGUGAUUGAGGAGCUGAUGCAGGAGAAUGAGAAACUUCGUCAAAUACUGGUGGAAGAUUUGAAAGUCUCGCCCGCCAAGCUCCAAGCUAGCUACUCGAGUGGAAUCAAGUCUCCAUGCAGCGAAUGUUUUGAUUGCCGUAGAAAACAAAGAAGAAGGUGAACCCCGAUGAAAUUGAACACAGACAUCUUAGCCGGGUUUUGUCCGAGGUGGGAGCUUGAACUCAAAGUCUUUCCAUAGGAUAUUAAAAUGGGCAACAAAGAGACUGAAUCACAUUUGCAUUCAUUCAGUUGAAAGGUCCUUAUUCUUCCUUCUCAUUUUUUUGGGGGGUUAAUUUUAUACUGUAAUUUUUAUUUACAUCUACCUCAGUUAUGCUUGUUCAAAUCUGCAAUGCAAAAGAAAUUCUUUGGGUCAAUGUUAUUGGUGAGAGCUUAAGUUAUUUGAGAUA
This is a messenger RNA of Ipomoea triloba (trilobed morning glory), 1374 nucleotides long. RefSeq lists its product as uncharacterized. The record is from RefSeq and is a predicted model, not a curated record. Lineage: Eukaryota; Viridiplantae; Streptophyta; Magnoliopsida; Solanales; Convolvulaceae. The transcript has 7 exons. Bases 132 to 1088 code for a protein of 318 amino acids.